Neltuma alba is the source of this 2232-nucleotide messenger RNA. Its product is annotated as receptor-like protein EIX1. The transcript has 2 exons. NCBI's taxonomy places the organism in Eukaryota, Viridiplantae, Streptophyta, Magnoliopsida, Fabales, Fabaceae. The record is from RefSeq and is a predicted model, not a curated record. The coding region runs from base 1 to 2232 and encodes 743 amino acids. Gene Ontology annotation, molecular function: protein binding.
AUGGCGAGCUUCGCUUCACAAAUAUCUUUUCCUUUGUUGUUUCUGUUAUUUGCAACAACGUUCAACAGGGUGAUCAGUUGCAAUGAAAAUGAUCAAAGGCUGCUUUUAAUCUUCAAACAGGAAGUGGUUGAUACAGAGAACCAGCUCUCUUCUUGGACUGCUGAAGAAGAUUGUUGUUUAUGGGAGGGAGUUCACUGCGACAACAUCACCGGAAGAGUCACAGAGCUUUCUCUUUCCACCACUUAUGCAUUAGAAGGUGACAUUAAUCUGUGUGUGCUUCAACUUGAAUUCCUCAAUUACUUGGACUUGAGCGGCAAUGACUUCAAAGCUGUGAGUAUGCCACCAUGCCAAAUCUCCAAAUCUCCCUUUGAUGCUCACAAAUUUCACAACCAAUCACUUGGUACUCCUUCCAAUCAUUCAACAAGUUUCUCUGUUGCUCUGCGUUAUCUUAAUUUUUCACAUAAUCUUGAUUUAGUCAUAAAUGACCUUCAUUGGCUUUCUCAACUUUCUUCCUUAAAAUAUCUUGACCUUAGUGAUAGUGAUAUUGGAAAGGAUACCAAAUGGCUCCAGCAUAUAGCCAUGCUUCCUUCACUCUCUGAGUUACACUUGAGAUAUUGUGGAUUCAGAGAUCUUCCUUCCAUUGAUUAUGCCAAUUUUACGUCACUUGAAGUUCUUGUUCUUUCUGAAAAUGUUAACAUGAUGAAGUUGAAAUUACCUAAUUCAUUCUUUAAUAUCACCAAUCACAUCUAUUAUCUUGACCUUUAUGAAUGCAAUUUCUAUGGACCAUUGCCAAAGUCCUUGCUCAAUCUUCAAAAUCUCAAGCAUUUAGAUUUAGGGUAUAAUAAUUUCAAAGGACUAAUUCCACAUUGGUUAGGCCAAUAUGAACAGUUGCAACGCUUGGAUAUCAGAGGUAAUUUUUUUUAUGGUGUAAUUCCAUUAUCUCUAGGAAAUAUUUCUUCCUUGUUCUACUUAGACUUGUCCUACAAUCAAUUGAACGGCAAUCUUCCAGAAACCUUGGGACAACUUCAUAGCUUAAAUCAAUUAGACAUUGGGCACAAUUUCUUGGUUGGUGUACUUACAGAAAAGACUUUUUCAAAUUUCUCAAAUUUGACAUCAUUGGGCUUACAUUCAACGAGUUUUGAAUUUGACAUUGAUCCUAAAUGGGUCCCACCAUUUCAACUCGAGGCAUUGUAUUUGGGUAACACAAGCAUAGGUCCUAAUGUUCCAUCAUGGCUAUAUACACAAAGGUCUUUAACAACUCUAGAUAUUUCUACAUCAGGGAUUUCAAAAAUUGAUGCAGACAUAUUUUGGAGCUUUGUAGUAGGAAUAGAUUAUGUUGAUAUCUCAAACAACUUGAUUAGUGAUGACAUAUCCAACGUCUCACUAUCAGCAAAUAUGUCUUCCUUAGUUGCAUCUCACAACUCCUUGUCAGGAUCUAUUUUCUCGGUAUUGUGCCAACUAGAGAAUAAUGGAGAAAGCAAGUUGUCAGAAUUGGACUUAUCAUAUAAUCAUUUAAGCGGAGCACUUCCUGAUUGUUCGGUCAAUCAGAAACAACUAUUAUUCCUUAUUUUGGGGAGUAAUAAGCUAACAGGUGAAAUAGUGGUCUUUGCUAAAGGAAGAGAAUUGGAUUACAAGGACUUUAUAGGCAUGCAUAGCAUUGAUCUUUCCACUAACAAUUUGUCUGGAGAAAUUCCUAAGGAAUUGUUUAACUUAGUUCAGUUGUGGUCCUUAAAUUUGUCUCAAAACCAUUUGAUUGGGAAGAUUCCCGAGCAAAUUGGUGGCAUGAAAAACUUAGAAUCUCUUGAUCUCAGCUACAACAAGCUUUCUGGAGAAAUUCCUUCAACCAUCUGUAAUUUGUCUUUUCUUGAUUAUUUGAACCUCUCAUACAACAAUUUCACUGGACAAAUCCCAUUGGGAACCCAAAUUCAGAGUUUCGAUCCAUGGAGUUUUGUUGGCAAUGAUCUUUGUGGAGAUCCUCUUCCAAAGAAGUGCUACAAGAAAGAAGCUUCUAAUGACUCAAAGCCAGCUAAACGAAACGAAGAUGAUGAGUUUUUGAAGUCAUUGUAUCUUGGGAUGGGAGUAGGAUUUGCAGCAGGCUUCUGGGCAGUUUGUGGUUCUCUCUUCCUCAUCAGAGCAUGGAGACACAAAUUUUUUCACCUGUUUCAGCUUCUGGUGGAUCGACUUUACGUUAUCGUGGCCCUCAAGUUGAAAAAAGCUUCCGAUGAAUAUUAA